UCCAUACAUAUUUUAUUUCACAGGAGAAUAUAGAUUCAAUUUCUGUUCAUAUUGCGCAGGUUUACUUUAAUUAUUUAUAACCAGAAUGUGAAACACAUGCGCUCAAUGUAAUUUAUGGGAAUGAACAUACAUAUCCAGCGAUCUUUUAUUUAGUAUACUCCGCUAUAUUAUUAAUUCCUUUUGUUAUUCAUAUAUUUUUGAACACCAUGUAUAUGACCAUGAAGCGAGAAGUGUGUUGUAGAUUAACAUCGUACUAGUUGUGAAUAGUCUUCUGAAAUUAGCCGAGAUGCGCGGAAGUGUUACAGUUCUCUCACGGAACGAAGAAUAUACCUUUUCUAUUUUUAUAUUUUUAGGUGUGUAUAUAUAGAUGUACAUAUAUGCGUGGUGCGCUAUAUUGCAUUGGGCGUAGUAAUAAAAGCAGUAAGCCACCGUCGAGGACUAGCGUCCUCAAGCGACUAUCUCGACGAACAUUAUACGUUCAAUGGUUAAUCAAAUUCCUGUCCCUCAAGCAAAAUAUGAACUGUUAACUGACGUUAGACAACCUCGUUGGAAAUCACAAGUUUUGUGCUUGCUACUAGUGUCUCUAGUAUUUGCAAUUCUAUUUGUAACACGUGCUUGGAUAGGAAUUGUUAUCCUUCGCUCUCCAAGAGCUGAAUCUUUUGAUACAGAGACAUUAGUAGACAAUGCCAAGAUUGCUACGUGGUUACGUCGGGCUCGGAUGUACGCCGAGUCGACGAAGGAGAACCAGAAUGCGGACAGGAACAACAGUAUCAGUUCGCCACAGCAUUACAACACCAACUCCUCAAGGCAGAUCAUUGUCUGUUAUUACACCAUACAGAGCAACCUGAACACGUUCUGGGAGCUCAGUCCGUCGCACAUUGACCCUAAUCUUUGUACGCAUAUUAUCGUGGGUUUUGCGAGCGUGGUGAACUGUAGUCUAUAUUUGGAUGGCAAUUCAUCAAUUUACAAGGACAUUGUUGCCUUGAAAAAGCUGCAACCUGAAUUAAGGGUCAUGAUCAGUGCUGGCGGCAGUAAUGAGCUCCACUUAGGUUUUUCAGAAAUGGUAAAGAAUCAUGCUAAUAGAAAAAGGUUUAUAAGAUCAGUGUUAAAUAUAACAAAAACAUUUGGUUUUGAUGGAUUGGACUUAGAUUGGGAAUUUCCAGCAUGGCUCGGAGCCGACGAUCGAGAAAAAAUUCGUUUUACACAACUAUUAGAAGAAUUACGAAUAGAAUUUCGCCGAGCUGGAGAAACACUAAUUCUUUCUGUCGCAGUAGCUGCUCCACAAGCUAUUGUUGAUCAGAGCUAUGAUGUUGCAGAAAUGGCAAAAUACGUAGAUUUUGUGAAUUUGAUGUCAUAUGAUUAUCAUUUCUAUGUUUGGUAUUACCCAAUAACUGAUCUUAAUGCACCACUUUUCCCACGACUUGCCGAAUCUGGAUAUCUUUCUACUUUGAAUGUUAACUUUUCGGCCCAAUAUUGGAUCUCAAAAGGAAUGCCAAGGGAAAAGUUAAUUAUUGGUAUUCCCACUUAUGGCCAUUCUUAUAGACUAGAUAAUCCACUAAAUCAUGGUUUACAAGCUCCAGCAAUUGGUUUUGGAAAAUUAGGUGAAAUGGGUUUUGUUGCUUAUUAUACAGUUUGUCAGUUUCUUCAAAAUGGCGCAAAGAGUGUUUUUGAAGAUGAAAGCAAAGUUCCCUAUGCUUAUAAAGAUAGAGAAUGGAUAUCAUAUGACGAUAUCACAAGUGUUUAUUAUAAGACAGAAUGGAUUCGUACCAAUAAUUUUGGAGGAGCAAUGAUACUAUCCUUAAAUGUUGAUGACUGGAAUAACACGUGUAAAUUUAAUGAAACAUUUCCUUUAACUCGUACUGUUACUAGAGUUCUCAGGUAUCGGGAAGAUUGAUUAAUAUACUAGUCGAUCUCUCUUUAAUUAUAAUUUACAUUCCAAGUUUCUAAGCAUUGCAUUCUAUAACAAAAUGUACCUCAGUUAUAGCAUUACUUGUAUUUGUAAAUGCAUUUAAAGCUUUUUGCAACAUAAAAUGCUUUAGAUUAUCUAAAAUCUAUUGCAAAAAUUCAUUUUAAAUGAUAAACGUGAUAAAUUAAUUUUAGUAUCAAUAUUUUUAACAGAGUUAGUUAAAUACAACUCUAUCAAAACACUACUUGAAGAUAAUCAAAAAAACUUUUUAAAGAUAUAUAUUAUAAUUAAUAUCAUAUAAACACUAUAUAUUACAGACCUCCUGUCUUAAUAUCUGUUAAAUAGUUAUAGUACAAAAGGAAAGCAUAGUAAUAUAUAAGAAUUAAACGAAAAUAAAAUUUAUAAUAUUUGUUUAAAAAUUUUGUAAGCUGAAGUAACCAAAGUAUUUAUUUCAUAUAAAACUAUAAUUUCAAAAACAGUUUAAGUUGAACACAAUUUUCAUAAUUACAAUUUUUCAAGCUGUUAUCAAUGUAAUAAAUGAAAACAUUAACUUUUGCUGUAUUAUGACAAAUUAGAAAAAAUUGUAUAUAGACGAAUUUAUUAUAUUUAAUUUAGAAAAAAUUAAUCUACUUAAAUGAAGAUAAGAAUUAUUAUAUUCAUUUAAUUAUGUUCAAUUAUAACCAAUUAUUGCAAUAAAACUAAGAAAAAUGAACUAUUAUAAUAAUAAAAAUUAAUUUAUUAUGAUACAGGUAAAGUUCAAUAUAAUACACCCUAUAUAUGUAGAUAUAAUAGAGUAAAUUUAUUAACAAGUAAGAUUUAUUAGUAAAUAAAAAAGGAAACAAUAUUCUUAAUAUAUUAUAAGAAAAUAAACGUUGUUCUUAGUUUUACUGCGGUAAAAGUAAAAAAAAUAUGUUAUGAAAUAGUUUAAGUGUGAAAAUUUCGUCCAUAUUUGAACUAAAUUUUUAAUCAAGUAUUUUAUUUUUUUCACUUUACUAUGUAUACCUUUUGUGAACGAUUCCAUGUAAUAAAAAGAUUAAUAAAACACCAUUGAAUUCCUUAUAAACGUCUCAAUGGUUAUUUUUUAUACUUUUACAACAACGACUUCCAAAAUGAAAUACAUGGUUUUCAUUAUAUAUUACUUGAACAUUAUAUAUAUUAUAAAAACAAGAAAAAUAAAUGAUGUGCACAAUGCAAAUAUAAAACUAUAAUUGCUUAUAUAUAUUUCCAUUUAGGAAACGAAUAUUGAAUGCAUGAGCAUGAAAUUCGUUU
Megachile rotundata (alfalfa leafcutting bee) is the source of this 3175-nucleotide messenger RNA. Its product is annotated as acidic mammalian chitinase. Gene Ontology annotation, biological process: carbohydrate metabolic process; chitin catabolic process. Gene Ontology annotation, molecular function: chitin binding; chitinase activity. NCBI's taxonomy places the organism in Eukaryota, Metazoa, Arthropoda, Insecta, Hymenoptera, Megachilidae. Gene Ontology annotation, cellular component: extracellular region. The record is from RefSeq and is a predicted model, not a curated record.